Molecule: messenger RNA, 906 nt
Organism: Suillus paluster
Lineage: Eukaryota; Fungi; Basidiomycota; Agaricomycetes; Boletales; Suillaceae
Product: RTA1 like protein-domain-containing protein
Exons: 11
Coding region: 1-906 (301 amino acids)
Cellular component (GO): plasma membrane; fungal-type vacuole
Source: RefSeq, a predicted model, not a curated record
AUGACUACCGACUCUGUGUCUGAUGCGAUUCCACAAGAUAUUGUUGGUCCGUACUUAUAUGUCCCUACGGAGUGGAUCUGUGUCCUUUUCGUGGUGUUGUACAGUAUUUCAACUGUCCUCCACAUGAGCCAGGCACUGAAGUAUAGACUAUGGUGGAUGAUCCCCACAGCAAGCUUUGCGGGCGUCAUGGAAAUACUUGGAUGGAGUGCCAGGUUAUGGUCGAGCCAAAACCCCGAGCUUUUGAUGCCUUAUGAGAUACAACUCGUCGGCACGAUAUUAGCACCUACCCUACUAGUCGCAGCGAACUUUAUCAUUCUUGGCAUGAUAAUCACACAAGUUGGACCCCAGUUCAGUCGUCUGGCCCCAAAGAUGUAUACCAUCCUUUUUUGCUCCUUUGAUGUUGUUUGCUUGGUCGUACAAGCUAUCGGAGGCGCAUCCGCUGCGCGCGCCGUUGAUAGGGGGACAAGUCCUACGAAGAGCCAGGGCGGGAACAUUAUGCUAGGAGGAAUUGCUGCCCAGCUUUGUGCUAUAGUGGUCUACGUUACUUUGUCGGCCGAGUUUCUCUUGCGUUUUAAAUAUAAUGCACCCUUCCGUCACGUUGACAAUUGCAUAUGGGAGAAAGGUUCACGUUCUAUGAGCAAGAACUUACGACUUAUGCUUUUUGGAGUGGGAUUCUGCACCCCCUGCAUCUUCAUUCGAUCCGUGUACCGUACUGUGGAGCUCGCCGAUGGAUGGUUUGGGCCAGUGAUUACGACGCAGCGUUACUUCGACUGGCUAGAUGGUGCCCCGAUCACUCUCGCUAUUUACACUCUCAAUUUCAUGCACCCAGGCAUCUGGCUCAAGAGGGAUGAUCCUACUGAUCAUGCUUCAGGGAAAGCCGACGACGAAGAAGCUAGUGAGACUUAG